AAGGCAAGUCCCCGCUUUCGUACUAGAGCUCAAAGACUUUCUCUGAUUAGCGUCUUCUGCUCGCUCAAUCACUUCAAUGGCGGCAGCGUCCGUGAAACCCGCACUUCUUUUGAAAGAUGAGCUCGAUAUCGUGAUACCCACGAUCCGGAACCUGGAUUUUCUGGAGAUGUGGAGGCCCUUUUUUGAGCCAUACCAUCUGAUCAUUGUUCAAGAUGGUGAUCCAUCGAAGACCAUCAAGGUCCCGGAAGGAUUCGACUACGAGCUCUACAACCGCAACGACAUCAACAGGAUUCUGGGUCCCAAGGCCUCUUGUAUCUCCUUCAAGGACUCUGCUUGUCGCUGCUUUGGCUACAUGGUCUCCAAGAAGAAGUACAUCUUCACCAUCGACGACGAUUGCUUCGUUGCCAAAGACCCAUCUGGCAAAGAUAUCAAUGCGCUUGAGCAGCACAUAAAGAACCUCCUCACUCCAUCAACGCCAUUUUUCUUUAACACUCUUUAUGAUCCAUACAGAGAUGGUGCAGACUUUGUCCGUGGGUAUCCUUUCAGUCUCCGUGAGGGUGUUCCCACUGCUGUUUCUCAUGGUCUCUGGCUCAACAUCCCUGAUUAUGAUGCACCCACCCAGCUUGUCAAACCUCGUGAGCGAAACACCAGGUAUGUAGAUGCUGUUUUGACAGUUCCAAAGGGUACCUUGUUCCCCAUGUGUGGUAUGAAUCUGGCAUUCAACCGUGAACUGAUUGGACCUGCAAUGUACUUUGGACUCAUGGGUGAUGGUCAGCCAAUUGGCCGUUAUGAUGAUAUGUGGGCUGGCUGGUGCAUGAAGGUGAUAUGUGACCACUUGGGAUGGGGUGUCAAGACUGGUCUGCCCUACAUAUGGCACAGCAAAGCAAGCAAUCCAUUUGUUAACCUCAAAAAGGAGUACAGUGGCAUCUACUGGCAAGAAGAGCUGAUCCCAUUCUUCCAAGCUGCAACACUUCCAAAGGAAUGCACCACUGUUCAACAAUGCUACCUUGAACUCUCCAAACAGGUCAAGGCUAAGCUUGAGAAGGUUGAUCCAUACUUCGCUAAGCUAGCAGAUGCCAUGAUCACAUGGAUCGAAGCUUGGGAUGAGCUCAACCCAUCUGCUGGAGAUUCUGCUAACCUGACCAACGGUUCUGCCAAGUAGAGACGCAUCUUUGACCGGCAGUUACUUUCCUUCCCCAUAGCUUUUCAAACCCAGUAGCUGCUUAAUUGCUGUAACUUUUAUUAUUACUAUUCGAUUCUCUGGUGUUUCAAAUUUUUUCUUCCACGAGCAUUUUUAUUUUGGCAUUUGGGGAUGUAAUCUAUUUAUACUUUUGGCAUUUGGGGAUGUAAUCUAUUUAUACUAUCUUGUUAGAGCAAUAAAGGAGAUGGGAUUUGAAAUUUAAGGAGACAAUUACUUGA
This is a messenger RNA of Vitis riparia (riverbank grape), 1419 nucleotides long. Its product is annotated as probable UDP-arabinopyranose mutase 2. Lineage: Eukaryota; Viridiplantae; Streptophyta; Magnoliopsida; Vitales; Vitaceae. Gene Ontology annotation, molecular function: UDP-arabinopyranose mutase activity. Gene Ontology annotation, cellular component: Golgi apparatus; cytosol. The record is from RefSeq and is a predicted model, not a curated record. The coding region runs from base 77 to 1162 and encodes 361 amino acids. The transcript is spliced from 4 exons. Gene Ontology annotation, biological process: plant-type cell wall biogenesis; UDP-L-arabinose metabolic process.